Messenger RNA from Symsagittifera roscoffensis, 1189 nucleotides. Its product is annotated as G patch domain-containing protein 11-like. The record is from RefSeq and is a predicted model, not a curated record. The coding region runs from base 34 to 933 and encodes 299 amino acids. Gene Ontology annotation, molecular function: nucleic acid binding. The transcript has 5 exons. Gene Ontology annotation, cellular component: kinetochore. NCBI's taxonomy places the organism in Eukaryota, Metazoa, Xenacoelomorpha, Acoela, Convolutidae.
CAGAUUGAAUGUCAAGUAGUUUGGCUGAGUGGGAUGAGCUCGGACGAAGAAGACUACAUGUCUACCGACUUCCUGGAAAAACUGGAACAAUCUGAUAUUCGACCUGGACUUGUAUUCAGUUCUAAAACAGCUAGACAAAAGGAGUUGCAGAAACGAAAACUUGAAGCAGAUUCUUCAAACAAUACCAAAAAAACUAGACCAUCUCUGAAGGAAUCCUUAGCGACGCCUAUUGACAAGAAUAAUAAGGGAUUUGCUCUGCUUUCUAAGAUGGGUUUCAAAGAGGGCUCUGGACUUGGGAAAAGUGGGGACGGAAUCAAAGAUCCAGUUCCCAUCAGCAUGAAGGUAGACAGAAGUGGUCUGGGAACAGAAACAGUUCGAAAUGAGAAGAAGAAGAAAGCGGAAAAAAUGAUAGAAGAAGUUCGAAGCAUGAGAGACAGAGCCAUGAGUAUGCAGCGAGAUCAGUUCAGGAGUGAAAAGCAGUCCCAGUUCUACGAGCGAAGACUGUUCGGAGUUUUAAGGAACAACCAAAGAGUCUGUUUCAAACUGGACUCUGAGAAGGGUUUAACUUGGCCUGUUGACAUAUUUUUCUGGCCUCCAAGUGAAAUGAAAUCAGAUGACAGCGAAGAUGAAGGUGCAGCGGAAGAAAUUGAAGAAGAAACAAACAUUAAAAGAGGCAUUUCAGAGCCAGAAUCGGACGGAGACGAGUAUUUAGUGUCCUCGGGAAAAGUUCCCGAAAUGGGGGAAGAUAAAACGCUGAAGGUGCUAACCAGCCAAGAAAUGACUUAUCAGCUGGGACAGUUGGAAAGCUACCUUCGCAAGACCUACUUCUACUGUAUUUGGUGCUCGUCUCUUUACAAAGACGAAGAGGAGCUGGACUGUGCUUGUCCGGGUGAGGGUCCAGCAGCUCACGGGGAGAAUCUAGCCCCUUCAUGACACCAUCCACCUACAGUUCGUCUCUUAAUCUGAAAGAGUUAGAAAGGAGAGAGCGUUGUUGACCUGUGUUCUGUAGCACUCAAAAACGACAGAGGUUCACCUGAGUUUGGAGGGAGUGCGGCGUAGAUCAAUAAGACCAGGACAUAAAGAAGUCUGUGCGGCUGAAAUGAGUGACAAAUCAUAAACUGAGUUCAAAACUAUUGAAAAUGUUUUUUGACGGCAGCUUAAUUAGUUGAAUGAUUAAUGAAAAUUUUUG